UUACCUGAAGCCAGGAGCUGAAUGGCCUCUGUUGCAGCAGUGAAAACUGAGAAGCGGCCUGCAGCUGAUUCUCAGGAUGCAGAGUCAAACGCUAAAAAGCCCAGGAAACUGCUGCCCAGCCUGAAGACUAAGCGAGCCCCCGAGCUUGUCCUGGUGAUUGGCACGGGGGUGAGCUCUGCGGUGGCUCCGCAGGUCCCUGCUCUCCGCUCUUGGAAGGGGCUCAUCCAGGCCCUCCUGGACGCCGCCAAUGACUUUGACCUGCUGGAGGAGGAGGAGAGCCGGCGGUUCCAGAAGCACAUGCAGGAGGAUAAGAAUUUGGUGCAUGUGGCCCAUGACCUCAUUCAGAAACUUUCUCCGAGGACGGGAAACGUGCGCUCCACGUUCUUCAAAGACUGCCUGUACGAGGUGUUCGACGACUUGGAGUGCAAGAUGGAGCACGCCGGGAAGCACCUCCUGCAGUCGGUGCUGCAGCUGAUGGAGAGCGGCGCGCUGGUGCUCACCACCAACUUCGACAACCUGCUGGAGAUCUACGCGGCCCACCAGGGCACCAAGCUGGAGUCUUUAGACCUGACGGAUGAGAAGAAGGUGUUGGAGUGGGCUCAGGAGAAGCGGAGGUUAAGCGUCCUGCACAUCCACGGCGUCUACACGAACCCCUGUGGCAUUGUGCUGCACCCUGCUGGCUACCAGAACGUACUGAGGAACACUGAGGUUAUGCGCGAGAUCCAGAAGUUGUACGAGACCAAAUCCUUCGUGUUCCUAGGCUGCGGACGCACGGUGGACGACACGACUUUUCAGGCUCUGUUCCUGGAGGCGGUCAAACACAAGUCGGACCUGGAGCACUUCAUGCUGGUGCGGCGGGAGGACGUGGGCGAAUUCAAGAAGCUGCGCGACAACAUGCUGGACAAGGGCAUCAAGGUCAUCUCCUACGGCGACGAGUACGCCGACCUGCCCGAGUACUUUGAGAGGCUGGCCAACGAGAUCUGCAACCGCGACGCGUCCACCAACGGCUGGGGGUCACCUUCACAAAACGCAGAGGAACAGCAGAACGGCUUCAGCGCACAGAAAAACCUCCUCCAGGGCUAGGACCAGACGCCGCUCCUUCGCUCCGAGAAGCCCCGCCACUCUUUUUAGACUUUUUUUCCCAGAAUAACACACUAAAAACUCUGCCCCUAACCCGUGUUUCCUUACUGCACGGAAACUGUCUGGAGGAGCAAAAGCUGUGACAGAACAUUUUCUCUCUCACAUCAUCCUCGUGUGUGUAUAUACAUUCCACAGUGGGUGGAAACUUUGGGAUGGGUUUCUUCUUCGGCUUGUGCUGGGUCUAGUUCACUAAGUGCUAUUUAGCGUGAUGUUUUCUUAGAUGAUUCCCGGGUGACCUAAAAGCUGUCAAGCGUUUCUCUGCUGCUCGUUUUAUUUCGUCUGAAUGAGUUACGAUAAAUCUGCCAACGCCAAAACCAAAACGACCUCGACGCCCGUUUCCCCAACACUAAUGUGCUGCAGAGACGCCGACGCUUGUGGAAGCUAACUGCUAGCGCGCUACAGUCUGAGGACACACUGUUCUCACGUCAGACCCGACUAAACUCGUAGUUCUUGUGUUCAGAUGUUAAUUUGGAUCUGAAUUUCUGACACGAGGUCACCUCGACAUACCUUCCCCGUUCUAGCUCCAAGGCGCAGCAGGAGGUCCUGACUGAAAACAAACCUCGCGUUGAUGGAUUGACUCCUUGGGGCUGAAGCCAGUCACCAGAACGAUUAAGGAAAAGGGGAUGGGUGGAAUAUCAUUCUUCAGAAUAUGACAGGUAAAUGAGUUUGUGUUACGUAAAAAACAGGUCAGCAGAGUGUUUUGUCAUAGGAGUUCAGCCACCCUGCCUGCAGCAACCCCUUUGCUAAAAAACAAAGUGUUCUUUGUAAACUUUAUUUUUUAAAUGUAUUUUUAAAACCUGAAUGUCUUUCUGACGUUAGUUAUUUAUAUGAACCAUUUCCAGUAAAAAAAUAAUAAAAUAAAGCUUUUGGUAUCCCACUCA
Molecule: messenger RNA, 2021 nt
Organism: Fundulus heteroclitus (mummichog)
Lineage: Eukaryota; Metazoa; Chordata; Actinopteri; Cyprinodontiformes; Fundulidae
Gene: siral1
Product: family with sequence similarity 118 member B
Source: RefSeq, marked provisional